ACACAGUCUACACGCCCAUAUGAAGUGUGUUCUGAAAAAACGUUUGUGGCUGAAUAUUAUUUUUCUAAGUGCGCUAAUACCGAGUAUCUGUGGACAAUCGGAGAAGGAACGGUUCUUCCAGUGCUAUCAGUCGCGUUUGGUGGGGCAGACGGAUUGCUCGCCCCAGGCCGAGUUCUAUGUAUUCAACAAGGAUCCCAAACAUAGACGCUGCGAGCAUGUCAAUGGGCGCUGCUACCAAUUUCGAACCGUUUUCAAGACCGCGAGAGACUGUGAGAUUAUGUGUCGGCCAUACAUAAUGACCAAAUCGGUGGGGCGCACUCCCUCGCCAAUUGCCACGACGAAAUCCGCGGCCGCCAUAACCACCCCGAAAUCGACAGACUUUGAGGUCAUCACCUAGAUUUUACGCACAACAUCACCUCCAUUAAAGCCGCCAAGGCAACAACAAUGCAA
Molecule: messenger RNA, 450 nt
Organism: Scaptodrosophila lebanonensis
Lineage: Eukaryota; Metazoa; Arthropoda; Insecta; Diptera; Drosophilidae
Exons: 1
Coding region: 20-397 (125 amino acids)
Source: RefSeq, a predicted model, not a curated record